This is a messenger RNA of Funneliformis geosporum, 1881 nucleotides long. The record is from the annotation of a GenBank genome assembly. NCBI's taxonomy places the organism in Eukaryota, Fungi, Glomeromycota, Glomeromycetes, Glomerales, Glomeraceae.
AUGUGGCCUCCUCUUAAAACCUUACCCGAGGUCAAAUCUUUCAUCGGAGUUAUUUUCGCCGUAACAGGCAAUAUUUUGAUUUCUGUUGCGUUAAACCUUCAAAAAAACGCCCAUAAUGAGCUGCAAAGGCUUCAACUAGCAUUCAUAAAUAAUUCUAAUACACAUUCACAAGCUGCAUCUUUUGGUUCCGAUUUAUCUUCACGUAGUUUACAUACUCAAAAUGACGAUAGUUAUGAAGUGUUAUUAGAUCCUGAGCAGUAUAGUGAAACAAACUAUCUUCGUUCUAAAGCAUGGUGGACCGGGAUAAUUUUAAUGAUCAUUGGUGAAUUGGGAAAUUUUAUGGCUUAUGCAUUCGCGCCAGCUUCGGUAGUAGCCCCUUUAGGAACAGUUGCUUUGAUCUCUAAUGUUAUUUUGGCUCCGAUCAUGUUGAAAGAAAGAUUUCGUAAACAGGAUUUAAUAGGAAUUCUUAUUGCGAUAAUUGGAGCAGUUGUGGUGGUGCUUGAUCCAGAAGCCAUAUGGAAUGCUAUUAAACAAACACCAUUUAUAAUUUAUUUCAUCAUCACUGCAACACUGGCGAGCUUUCUAAUGUAUUUGUCCGAUCGGAUAGGUCACAAGACGUGUUUUGUCGAUUUAUCUUUAGUUGCAAUUUUCGGUGGAUAUACUGUUUUGGCGACAAAAUCAAUUUCAUCAAUGUUGACAAUGACAUACGUUGCAAUGUUUACAUAUUCCAUAACUUACUUCUUAUUGAUAAUUUUAAUGAGUACAGCUGUGCUUCAGAUUAAAUUUCUUAACAAAGCUUUAAGGCAAUUUGAUUCAACGGAGGUCAUUCCAACUCAAUUUGUCCUUUUCACCAUAUCUGCAAUCAUAGGAAGUGCAGUAUUAUAUAAAGAUUUUGCAGAUAUGAAUUUUUGGAAAUUCGCUGGUUUUUUAAUUGGAUGUAUAUCAACGUUUGUAGGUGUUUAUUUUAUUACAUCUAAUCGAAACAACUCUGAAGGUUAUUCCCAUCAAAGUCCUAAUAAUUUAUCGAGUGGAACUGUCAGAAGUAACAGCAUUAUGAUAGAUCCGUUACGUGCUGUACUUCCCGUCUUACCUGACGAACUUGGCGCAUCUAAUGGUUCUGUCGAAUUUAAUAGACAAUAUUUACCAUUUAAUCAUCAAAGGUCAGUUGCUACGAGCAUUCCUCGUAGACAUACACUGGCUGAACCGGUAGUUUUUCCCUCGACACCACUUUUAAAUGGCUCCGCUUCGAGGCAAGAUGGAUUAUUGAGACAAUUGGUUCAUGGAGUUUCUACAACAUCCUUGACUGCCGGAGUAAGUCAAGCAUUAAAUUCAGUGGGUGCUCGUCAUUCGCAUGCGUUAGGACUAGACCAAGUGUUUGAAAAUUAUUGGUUAAAAAUGAUUUCAGAACAAAAUCGAUCAAGUUUACCUGAUUAUACACAGAGAGAUUAUGGUGUUCAUCGUCGAAGUAAUUCCGUCCCUCCUGGUUUAAUCUCUCGUGGAGUUGAUCUUUCAAAUUAUCAAAAUAGAUUAAGUAGUCCACUAGCUACUAAUGUUGAAGAUGACGAAGAAAGUUUUAAUACACAACCAAAAUCUUUUACUAAUUCAUCUUAUUUGAGUACCUCAUAUAACAAUUAUGAAUAUUAUGAUUCUGAAUAUACUGAUUCUGCACAAACUGACGACGACGCAAGAACGAUUAGUGGAUUAACCAUUUCAACAAAUGGAAGUAAUAUAGGGAUUUAUACGGGUGAUGAAGGUAGCACUUAUGAGGCUUUUCCUGGAAUAGAUGAUUUUAAUAAUCAUUCUGAUGAUAUCAACGAUUUACCAGAUUUGCCUUUAAGGCGUGAUUAUGGUGGAGCUACAGAAAGUGAAAGUGAAAUGUAA